AUGUUUAAAGUUUGGUCUAGUGAAGAAGUGUGCUUGCUUUCAGUAUUGAAGGGCAUUAUAGUUUGGUCUGAAAAUCAACCAGUUGUGUGGGGAGGAGCGAGCAGACUAGCAGAGUUUAUUCACGGGAAGAGUUGCAGAAUCAAUUCAAGGUCAAGCUCUUCUUCAAUGGCUGUCACUAACAUGGUUCCCACCGUUCCUGUUCUCUUCUUCUUUUUCCUCUUCAUUGCAAUCUUCAGCCUUUUGAUUUCUGCAAAUUCGUCGUCCUUAUCGCAAGAUAUUAAGAUUCAGGAACAAGACAAAGACCCUUUUGUUGGGUUCAACAUUGGCACUGAUGUCUCCAAUUUGCUCUCACCGACGGAACUGGUCAAAUUCCUGCAAACCCAGAAAGUAAACCAUGUCCGUUUAUACGACGCUGAUCCAGAUUUGCUCAGGGCAUUGGCCAAAACCAAGAUCCGGGUCAUUAUCAGCGUCCCCAACAACCAGCUCCUCGCAAUCGGAUCCUCUAACAGCACCGCUGCGUCGUGGGUUGGUCGAAACGUGGUUGCUUAUUACCCCGAGACACUAAUCACAGCCAUUUCCGUUGGAGAUGAGGUCUUAACCACUGUGCCUUCUUCAGCUCCUCUGCUCUUACCUGCAAUCGAGUCUCUAUACAACGCUCUCGUUGCUUCGAAUCUCCACACUCAGAUCAAGGUCUCCACGCCUCACGCGGCUUCAAUAAUGCUCGAUACCUUCCCGCCUUCUCAAGCUUACUUUAACCAGUCUUGGCACUCGAUUAUGGUCCCUCUGCUUCAGUUCUUGUCGAAGACGGGCUCUCCUCUGAUGAUGAAUCUCUAUCCUUACUACGUCUACAUGCAGAACAAAGGCGUGGUUCCUCUCGACAACUGUUUGUUCGAGCCCUUGACCCCUUCUAAAGAAAUGGUUGAUCCGAACACUCUGCUGCACUACACGAACGUCCUCGACGCCAUGGUCGACGCUGCUUACGUCUCGAUGAAAAACCUGAACGUCUCUGAUGUGGUUGUGCUUGUGACCGAGUCCGGGUGGCCUUCGAGAGGCGAUUCCAAAGAGCCGCACGCUACCAUCGACAAUGCUGAUACGUAUAACUCCAAUCUGAUCAAGCACAUAUUCGAUAGAGCCGGUACUCCUUUGCACCCUGAGAUGACGCCAAGUGUCUACAUUUAUGAGCUGUUUAACGAGGAUUUAAGGGCGCCUCCGGUUAGUGAAGCUAGCUGGGGUUUGUUCUAUGGGAACUCUACGCCGGUUUACUUGCUUCACGUGUCUGGAAGCGGAACGUUCCUGGCGAACGAUACAACGAACCAGACGUACUGCAUUGCUAUGGAUAGUGUGGACGUAAAGACGCUUCAGGCUGCGUUGGACUGGGCUUGUGGACCAGGGAGAGCUAAUUGUAGUGAGAUUCAACCUGGGGAGAGUUGUUAUCAGCCGAAUAAUGUGAAGGGACAUGCCUCUUUUGCUUUCAAUAGUUAUUACCAGAAGGAAGGAAGAGCUUCUGGUUCAUGUGACUUCAAAGGUGUGGCUAUGAUCACUACCACAGACCCAAGUCAUGGAAGCUGCAUUUUCCCAGGAAGCAAGAAGGUAGGAAAUCGGACACAGACGGUGGUGAAUUCGACUGAAGUCGCGGCCGGCGAAGCCUCCUCAAGGAGUCUCUCAAGAGGCUUCUGCGUCAGCAUUAUGAUUCUUGGUAAAAUGUCAACAACCCGAUUUCUCCGACUCCUCACAACCCUCGCGAUGUCGUCAUCGUCUUCCUCGUCAUCAUGGUCCUGCAACAAAUGUACUUUCCUCAAUUCUCCGUCUCAGAAACUCAAGUGUAUGAUCUGCUUGAAUCCCGUACCUGUCACUUCCUCCAUCUCAGUUUCCUCGAGCGAUGAACCGAAAUGGGCGUGCAAAGGCUGCACUUUUUUGAACACGUACAAGAACUCAGUCUGCGAUAUCUGCGGAACGCGAUCGCCUUCGUCUUCUUCUCUCCUGGGCUUCGACGACCUGACCGAUUCGGGUCUCGAAAGUAACAGCAACCCUGGUUGCUCCGUCGGGUCGGUUUUCUUUCCCCUGCGGCGGUGUAGUAAGCGCAAGGCCAUGGAUGAUGACGUCGUUGAGGUUGAUGGUGGUUCUGUUGUUCGCUCUGAAUCGCUGAGUGUCAUGAAGAAGAACAAAGAAAUUGAUACGAAAGAGGUAGCUUCUGAUUCAGGAGGAGCACCUUUCUCUUGCUUGAAGAUGUUGAGCUACAAUGUUUGGUUCCGUGAAGAUCUUGAGUUGAAUCUUCGGAUGAAAGCGAUCGGCCACCUUAUUCAGCUCCAUUCUCCUCAUCUCAUCUGUUUUCAGGAAGUUACUCCUGAGAUAUAUGAUAUCUUCCGCAAGUCGAGCUGGUGGAAAGCGUAUUCUUGCUCUGUCUCAUUCGAUGUGGCACAAUCAAAAGCCUACUUCUGCAUGCUGUUGAGCAAGGUUGGGGUGAAAUCUUUCAGCUGCAAAAGCUUUAGGAACUCGAUAAUGGGAAGAGAGUUGUCAAUUGCAGAGGUUGAAGUUCCGGGGAGAAAGCCGCUUGUUCUGGCUACAAGCCAUCUCGAGAGUCCAUGUCCAGGUCCUCCGAAAUGGGACCAAAUGUUUAGCCGAGAACGCGUUGAGCAAGCCAAUGAGGCGAUCGAGAUUCUCGGAGCUAAUCCCAACGUGAUAUUCGGUGGAGACAUGAACUGGGACGACAAGCUAGAUGGGAAGUUUCCUCUGCCAGACAAGUGGGUCGAUGCUUGGGAGGUUCUGAAACCAGGUGAUAUCGGUUUUACAUACGACACCAAGGCAAACCCAAUGUUGUCAGGUAACCGAGCAUUGCAGAAACGGUUGGACCGGAUUAUGUGCCGUCUGGAUGAUUACAAGCUUGGCGGAAUCGAGAUGGUGGGGAAAGAGGCGAUUCCUGGUUUAUCCUAUGUGAAGGAGAAGAAAGUGAGGGGUGCGAUUAAGGAGUUAGAGCUUCCAGUGUUGCCUAGUGACCAUUUCGGUCUGCUUUUGACCCUUUCGCCAAAAUGA
Thlaspi arvense is the source of this 3030-nucleotide messenger RNA. NCBI's taxonomy places the organism in Eukaryota, Viridiplantae, Streptophyta, Magnoliopsida, Brassicales, Brassicaceae. The record is from the annotation of a GenBank genome assembly.